AUGACCAUGCGAGCCCUCCAAGCCAGCCGCGAGCAGAUGGCUCCGCUCAACAUGGACGGCGUGUGCCUCUUCCGGUUGACGCGCAUGGCAAAAACCGAGCACGUGCAGCAGCUGCUGUUGAAUCCUGAUGGGCCCUUGGCAGCGCUUCAUGCGCGUGUUCUGGAGGCCGGUUGCGAGGUGAAUCCCGAUUGGAGCCCGGUGAAGGUGCUCUUCGUGCCGAUCACUGAAGCCCAAAUGAAUGAACUGCAGGAUCUGGCUGAUUUUGGAUACGAGCUGCGCAGGGAUGUGCAUUUGUUAGCCUUGCAAGAGGAUCAGCGCAUCAUCGAGGCCGCCUUCCGGAACGCAUUUCCCAGCGCUGGGCGGCCGAAAUUGAAGCAGGUGGGCCCCACGCGAGAUGUGCCGAAUAUGCGCAGGGAGGAUGGAGAAGAGGCCGCAGAUGAUAGUGAGGAUGAUGGGCCUUGGCUGGCAUUGGAAGGUGGAUUUCAGACAGAUUCAAGUGUGGGAUAUCCAUCUUACUCCAGGGCGGAGCUGUGA
Messenger RNA from Durusdinium trenchii, 534 nucleotides. The record is from the annotation of a GenBank genome assembly. Lineage: Eukaryota; Dinophyceae; Suessiales; Symbiodiniaceae.